Diabrotica virgifera virgifera (western corn rootworm) is the source of this 1768-nucleotide messenger RNA. Its product is annotated as zinc finger protein 664-like. Gene Ontology annotation, cellular component: nucleus. The record is from RefSeq and is a predicted model, not a curated record. NCBI's taxonomy places the organism in Eukaryota, Metazoa, Arthropoda, Insecta, Coleoptera, Chrysomelidae. Gene Ontology annotation, biological process: regulation of transcription by RNA polymerase II. The coding region runs from base 412 to 1749 and encodes 445 amino acids. Gene Ontology annotation, molecular function: RNA polymerase II cis-regulatory region sequence-specific DNA binding; DNA-binding transcription factor activity, RNA polymerase II-specific. The transcript has 4 exons.
UUGCCUUCAAUUCAUGUUUUUUUAAGAUACAUAACUUAAAAUAUACGUGUUAGACACACGUCAUACGUCAAUCUUAUUUUGAUUUGCUAAGAAAUCAUAUUUCAAAACCGAUGUUUAAAAUGGCGACCGAUAAGCCAUCGAAUGAUAACUAAUCGACAAUUUAUGUGGCAUUCAGCAGAAAAUCACUAAGCGAUUAGUCAUCGAUUGAGUCUGCUGAAUGCACCCAAUGAUACAAAUCAAAGACGUAUGUCGUAGAUAUAUUAAUAUUAUGUGACACAUGACAGAAGCUCGAAACAAAUGACAAUCGAUGAAAAGCCCUAUAGACAACAAUUUUUUUGUUCAAUGUUUGUUUUACAAUUUUUUAUCAUUUCUUGUAUGCUCCAAUAGUUUUAUUCAAUUUAUUAGUUAGCUAUGGAAUCUAAAAUUAAAAUUAAAGAGGAAUCUGUUGAUUGUAACCAAAGUCACAUAGAGAAUCGGCUAGCCACAUCAACUAAUCUUGGGAACUUGAAGAAUGAACUAGAAGUAGAUAGUGCAGUAAAAGCUGAAAUUAAGGAAGAGUUUUUUGAAAAUGAUCCAAGAUAUACAGAGACUCAGGUAUCCACUGAUAUAACAGCCUUGAAGAUUGAACCAGAUGAUUAUAACUCAGAUAGGAAAGUAAAAGUUGAAAUUAAAGAGGAGUUUAUUGAAGAUGAUCAAAGAUAUAUUAUAGAGAGUCAGUUAUCUACAUCCCUGGAUCUGGAAGUCUUGAAGGAGUAUACAUCAGGUUGUCCCCAGGAAGAGAAAGAAAUGAGAACUAUGGAAAGUUUUCCUGCACAUUCAUCUCAACAAGGAAAAUACACAGAUCGACACAAGAAAUUUUCUCAAACCAACAUUGAACAUCUAAUGGUACAUACUAGAGAAAAACCUUACAAGUGCGAAAUUUGUUCUAUGAAACUUAGUGAAAAAAGAAGUUUGAAAAUGCAUAUGAGAAGACACACUGGAGAGAAGCCUUACAAGUGUGAAAUUUGUUUCAAGCAGUUUGCCGCAGCAGGCAAUUUAAAAAAUCAUUUGAGAGUGCACACUGGAGAAAAUCCGUACAAGUGUGAAAUUUGUUCUAAGCAAUUUAGUCAAUCAAGUAAUUUGAAAACACAUAUGAGAGUGCACACUGGAGAAAAACUUUAUAAGUGUAAUGUUUGUGUCAAGCAGUUUACUACAGCUCAUAUUUUGAAAAGUCAUUUGAGACUGCACACUGAAGAAAAUCCUUACAAAUGUGAAAUUUGUUUUAAGGUCUUUUCUCAAGAACACUCUUUGAAAAGCCAUUUGAGAUUACACACUGGAGAAAACCUUUACAAGUGUGAAAUGUGUUUUAAGCAGUUUAGCGAAGCAAGAGAUUUGAAAACACAUUUGAGAGUGCACACUGGAGAAAGGCCUUAUAAGUGUGACAUUUGUUUAAAGCAGUUUAUGACUACAGGUGCUUUGAAAAGACAUUUGAGAACGCAUACUGGAGAAAAACCUUACAAGUGUGAAAUUUGUUUUAAGCAGUUUAGAGAAUCAGGUAAUUUAAGACAUCAUAUGAGAGUGCACACUGAAGAAAAGCCGCAUAAGUGUGAAACUUGUCUUAAGCAGUUUAGUAAAGGAGAUACUUUGAAAAGACAUUUGAGAACACACACUGGAGAAAAACCAUAUAAGUGUGAAAUUUGUUUUAAGCAGUUUAGCGCAGCGGGAACUUUGAAAGCGCAUUUGAGAUUACACACUGUAGAACAGUUUUAAUGGAGACAGUAACAGCAAU